AUGCUGUCUCUGCUAUCUUGCCUCUCGUUGGCCUCGGCCUUUAUCGCCGCGGGUGACAUUUUGAAGCCGAGGGCCGGACUGGGUCCCAUAUCAACCAGCUCAGCAGCCACCAUCGCCGGCGGACAAGUCGCAUGCGCUGCUGAACCCAUCGACUCAUUCUUCGCCGGUCUCAAGCUGCCUGCGCCGUACGCCGCUCCGCCCGGAAACGCCACCGCCGCCGGCCCGUUCCCAUACGAGUCGGCGCUCGACGCGCGGGGCCUGCGCUUAGGUAUCAGCACCGGCCGCCAGUUCGACGGCACCUCGGCCAAGCAGCCCGUGCAGUUUGACUGGCACGCCUCCCUGGCCGAGCACGGCGGCGCCUUUGCCAACCACAAGGCGACCGCGUUCGAUACGCAGGCGGUGACGGUGCGCUACUUUGAGGGCGCCGCGGCCAUGGACGCGCACCUGGUGCCCGGCUCGCCGUACGGUACCGUGUACCUCAUCUACGCGCUGUCGCCAAUCACGCUCACGGCAAGGUCGGACUCGGCAGACGCGGGCACGGUCCGGGCUGGCAGCACGUUCAAUGGCGUGCUGCGGAUGGUGAUGCUCGCCGACCCGGGGCACAAGGCGCUGCUCGACCAGCAUCACGCGACGUAUCCGACUGCCGUCGGCGUCGACUACGCCUUCGGAGACACCGACGGCGCCGAUCCCGACUUUCCGCCCACCAGCGCGCUGGGCUACCUGACAACCAAGGGCUGGAUGUACCCGGCCGUGGGCAACCAGUGGCGCAUGAAGUAUGCCCUGUCCAACAUUACCUGGAACGCGCCGCGGCCGCUCGACCGCUCGUGCGCCGACGCCGUCCCCGCCGGCCUCGAGUACGAGAUCAGCCAACCCAACCUCGCCGCCGCGCCCGUGAUUUUUACUACUGGGGCGGCAGCAUGGCCGCUCAGGCGCGCCUCGCCCUCAUCGCGUACGUCCUGCUCCCCUCCCGCCCAAGUCCCUAGCUCAAUGGAACACAGCGAUGAGAUGGGCCGCCGCGACCUCGUCGACAAGCUGGGGCGGCGUCGUCAACAAAAGGCCGGCGCGGCGGCGGGCGUGUACACCAACAAGGCGGCGAGCAACGGCAGGUACGUGGUGCUGGCGGCCGACGGUUCGCUGGUGAACAGCACGGUGGAGGAGAGUGCGGGUGAGGGCUUCCGCUUCAUCAAAGCGUAA
This is a messenger RNA of Cordyceps fumosorosea ARSEF 2679, 1194 nucleotides long. RefSeq names its product glycoside hydrolase family 81 protein. The transcript has 6 exons. NCBI's taxonomy places the organism in Eukaryota, Fungi, Ascomycota, Sordariomycetes, Hypocreales, Cordycipitaceae. The coding region runs from base 1 to 1194 and encodes 397 amino acids. The record is from RefSeq and is a predicted model, not a curated record.